GUUUACUCGCCUGUCCGUCCGCUUUUUGCUUAUCGUUCCAGACUAAAGUAAUUGUUGACAAAAAACAUCUUUAAACGACUGAUUGCAAAUCAAGAAAUCCGAGAGGAAAAACAUCACGCCUCCUCACUUAAUUAAUCCUCCGCUCAAAAUUGUGGAUACUGUAGGUAGUUGGAGUCGCACAGAAUUGUGGGAAUUCUCAUCCUGCUUCUCUGCCAUGGCGACAAGAACGCUGAAGCUUUCCUUCGUUAAUAUUUUGAUGUCUGUUUUAAUGAAAGACUUUUAUUGUCAACAGUUUUUUAUUCCGUAUCAGAAGGUUGUCAGUUGUGAAUUACAGCAGUAUUUUGAUAUUUCUAGUCUUGUCUGUAAACCAUGUGGUGUUAAUCAGCAUAAGAGUGCUAGUGGAACCUCUUGUAUCUGCGAUCAAGGAUACAGGUUUAUUUCUAAUAAUGGUGGGCCUUCAGUUUUUUGCCAGGCAUGCCCGGCUGAUAUGGUAGUCACUGAAGAUGGGUGGGACUGCAUCAAGUGUCCAAGUGGAAAAUUAACCACUGAAAAAACAUGCAGAUGUGAUGAAGGAAGUAUCUUGGUGGAAAGAAAUGCCACUGGUGAUUUGCUGAAGACAGCAGAAUGCCUCAAGUGCAGUGUCCGUGAACCAUCAUUUACAGUUCCAAAUACUUCAGGAAAUAGGUGUGUUAGAUGCCAAGAAACCUUCAUCAAUGCAUCAGGCUCCUGUCAUUGUAAUAGCCAGUCAAGCACACAAGUAAGUAUUUUCAAGUUGCUUGGUGAAGCCAUAUAG
Molecule: messenger RNA, 793 nt
Organism: Protopterus annectens (West African lungfish)
Lineage: Eukaryota; Metazoa; Chordata; Ceratodontiformes; Protopteridae
Product: meckelin-like
Exons: 5
Coding region: 215-793 (192 amino acids)
Biological process (GO): cilium assembly
Cellular component (GO): MKS complex; ciliary transition zone
Source: RefSeq, a predicted model, not a curated record